Pungitius pungitius (ninespine stickleback) is the source of this 8542-nucleotide messenger RNA. It is a transcript of the gene polq, whose product is annotated as polymerase (DNA directed), theta. NCBI's taxonomy places the organism in Eukaryota, Metazoa, Chordata, Actinopteri, Perciformes, Gasterosteidae. Gene Ontology annotation, molecular function: DNA-directed DNA polymerase activity; ATP binding; DNA binding. The record is from RefSeq and is a predicted model, not a curated record. The coding region runs from base 325 to 8109 and encodes 2594 amino acids. The transcript has 35 exons. Gene Ontology annotation, biological process: double-strand break repair via alternative nonhomologous end joining; DNA-templated DNA replication.
ACUUCACGGGAACCUUUACAGCGAGCAUUUGUUUCGUCGGACUGUUUUUUAUGGAGCACCGAAGAGCACUCCGGCGGACUUUUUGAUUUCCCAUUUGUGCGGCGCUCUGGCCGUCUGCCCUCCGCCAAGUCUGUGAUGUUUGUGCUUCGCAACCAAAACAUGUCUUAUCACCGUCUUAUUGUUUCCUCUCCUGCUCCCUCACCGCAAACACACGCCGUUAGAGUCAACUUCGUUUGUAAACCCGUGUCAAGAGUCAACCUGGUGUCAUGUUAGUGAGCGUCCACCUACUCCCACCUAUGACAGAACUAGUAGAUCUUCUUCAGCAUGAGCACCUCAGGUCCUCCUUCGAAGAAGAAGAGCUACAUGGGGCUGCACCACGUCAAGAAGAAGCAAUGUUUCCAAGCUGCUGAUGAACCACCAGACGGGAGCAGGCUGUUCCAAAAACCCCAUAUUGUAUCAGGCAAAUCAAGCAUGAGCAAAGGCGCCCCGAACCGAGGAGGAGCAGUGUGUCCUCUGGGAGAAUCCACAUUGGCUCUUGAUGAAGAAAUUCUGCAGGUGUUGGACGCCGUAGACCCGGUGAGGCCAACGACGGCAAACAGGGGUGCGCAUAAAAAGCCGGCACCACCGCGCCACAGCAGCACCCAGCAGGAGGCCCGGGGGCCUGGUGCUGGCGACGGUGAGCGACCAGGAUGGCGAGCCGAUUGCAAAGACCUCGCACAGAGGCUUCUCUUCGGUGAGGACUCUGAGGAAGCAGAGUAUGCUCAGAGGGGCCCGAAGGGCAUCCAGCCCCCACCGGCCUCCUCCUGCAUCAAUGCAACGUCCGCUCAGGGCAAACAGCUGACCAACAGUCAGCAAGCAGGCAGCUCCAGCAAUAAGCAGCAGCUUCCAUCCAGGAGAAAAAGCUCUCCACGUAGCGGGUCAAACGUGAAGGCCGAUCCACCCCUGGAUGUAUCCAGGGACUACAUCUUGUUCAGCCCGAGCCGCCUCGCGGCCGCCACGAGGAGGGCCAAACUCCAGCCGUCAUUCCAGAAUCAGUCCGCCUCUGUGCUCGUCGUCCCCAGCGGUUUGGACCUGAGCACUCUCAGCGACACUCUGCCUCAGCCAGGCAUCGCCUUCUGUGCUCCGGCGGGGCAAGCCGAAAAGCUGCUGCUUUGCAACUGGGGCUUACCAAAAGCUGUCCUGGCGUGCUACCAGAAGCACGGCGUGACCCACAUGUUCGAAUGGCAGGCUCAGUGCCUCGCUGCCGGACAGGCGCUGCAGGGAGGGAACCUGGUGUACUCGGCCCCCACAAGUGCAGGAAAAACUCUGGUGUCGGAGUUGCUGAUGUUGAAGCGUGUGCUGGAGACGAAAAGAAAAGCUCUGUUCAUACUGCCAUUUGUCUCCGUGGCUAAAGAGAAGAUGCAUUACCUUCGGAGUGUAUUUGAAGAGGCAGGAGUUCGUGUGGAGGGGUACAUGGGCAGCACCUCGGCUGCUGGAGGAUUCGCAGCGCUGGAUGUGGCUGUGUGCACUAUAGAAAAAGCCAAUUCUCUCAUCAACAGACUCAUUGAAGAGGACAACAUGGCUCUACUAGGUAUGGUGGUGGUGGACGAGUUGCAUAUGGUCGGUGAUUCUGGAAGAGGAUACCUACUGGAACUGCUCUUAACCAAAAUCCGUUACAUAGCGCAGAAGCAGAACGCCACUGGGUCUCUCUCUGAGGGCGUACAGAUCGUAGGCAUGAGCGCCACCUUGCCCAACCUCGCCCUCCUGGCCAGCUGGUUGGGUGCAGAGCUUUACCAGACGGACUACAGGCCCGUACCCCUGCACGAGCACCUCAAGGUGGGCCGCGACGUCUACGACAAGAGCCUCGCCGUGGUCCGGCGGUUCACCCCGGCGCUCCGCGUCAAGGGCGACGAUGACCACAUAGUGAGCCUGUGCUACGAGACGGUGAGCGAGGGCCGCUCUGUGCUGUUGUUCUGCCCCUCAAAGAACUGGUGUGAGAAACUGUCGGACAGCAUCGCAAGAGAAUUCUACAACCUCCGACACACCGACCGCCGGGGCGAAGCGGAGCCAAAGCCGGUGGGUCUGGAUCGGGAGGGACUCGUGGACGUCGUGGCCCAGUUGAGACGAACUCCAGCUGGCUUGGACCCCACCCUCCAGCGAACUGUGCCAUGGGGGGUGGCCUUCCACCACGCUGGUUUGACGUUCGAUGAACGCGACGUGUUGGAAGGAGCCUUUCGCCAGAGCACCAUUAAAGUCCUGGCGGCGACCUCCACCCUCUCCUCGGGGGUGAAUCUCCCGGCUCGCAGGGUCAUCAUCCGAAGCCCCACCUUCAACGGACACCUGUUGGACCCGCUCACGUACAAACAGAUGGCAGGGCGGGCGGGGAGAAAAGGAGUGGACACGAUAGGUGAGAGUGUGCUGGUGUGUAAGGAGGCGGAGCGUCAGAAAGGUAUCAUUCUCCUCAAGGGUGCUCUUCAGCCAAUCAGCAGCUGCCUGGUGAGAAGGGAGGGAGACGGAGUCACCACCAGCAUGCUGCGAGCCAUCUUAGAGAUCAUCGUCGGAGGGGUGGCCAGCACUCCACAGGAUGUGCGGUCGUAUGCUUUGUGCUCACUGCUGGCUGCCAGCAUCAAAAGUAACGGCAAAAAAGAACCGACUGAGGACACCAACAAAGGAGCUAUAGAGGCCUGUGUUGAAUGGCUGAUGGAGAACGAGUUCAUCAGCAUCCAGAAGGACGGACAAGAGGAGCGGUACCAUCCCACUCAACUCGGUGCUGCCACCCUUUCCUCGUCCCUUUCCCCUCCCGAAGCUCUGGGAAUAUUUGCAGAUCUCCAACGGGCCAUGAAGGGCUUUGUGCUUGAAAACGACUUGCACAUUCUCUACCUGAUCACCCCGUUGUACGCUGAGUGGACCACCAUAGACUGGUACCAGUUCUUCUGUCAGUGGGAACAGCUGUCGUCAUCGAUGAAGAGAGUGGCGGAGCUGGUGGGCGUCCAGGAGGGUUUCCUUGCGAGAUCUGUCGGCGGGAAACUGGUCGCCAAGACAGAGAAGCAGCGUCGACAAAUGGCUGUUCACAAACGCUUUUUCACCACGCUUGUGCUGCAUGAUCUGGUGAAUGAGGUGCCUCUGGGAGCAGUGGCAUCGAAGUACAACUGCAAUCGUGGGCAGCUGCAGUCCCUCCAGCAGUCUGCUUCUACUUAUGCAGGUAUGGUGAUGGUGUUUUCCAAGCGCCUGGGCUGGCACAACAUGGAGCUGCUGCUGUCCCAGUACCAGACCAGGCUGAGCUUCGGAGUCCAGAGGGAGCUGGUGGACCUGGUCAGGGUUUCCCUGCUAAACGCCACACGAGCCAGAGCGCUGUACGCACAGGGCCUGUGCACGGUCGCUGAACUAGCCCGGGCUACUGUGGCUGAUGUGGAGAAAGCCCUGAGGAACGCUGUACCAUUUAAGAGCUCGAAGCGCGCGGUGGACGAGAGCGAGGUGGAGGCGGCCGAGCGCCGGAGCCUCCGCUGCGUCUGGGUCAGCGGCGGCCGAGCCCUGACGGAGCCGGAGGCCGCCUCUGAGAUCGUUUCCGAGGCCAGGCUCCUCCUUCAGGAAGACCUGGCGCAGUUAGGAAUUCGGUGGGACCCAGCAACUCUUCCACCGGGGGCUCCUGCUGCGGAGAGCGCCGCCGGUUCAGGCGCCUCGUCCGCAUCGCAUCUCGGCUCACGUGAAGCACGGGGCGACGCCCACACAGAUCACCGGGAAGGAGACCGGGUGGUGGAGGGGGAGCGUGGGGACACUGACGGACACGGGGAGGCCAGCAGAGGCCGUGGGAACUCCAGAAAGGUAGACGGGGCGGAGCCAGAUGUCAGACAAACGGUAAACGUAGUGCAAGUGGCAGGUGACUCCGAGGGUCCAGGCGGAAAACAAGAAUCGCAGGAAAGAUCGGAGCAAGGGGAGAAAUCUGAGCCGAAAGAAGGGGAGAGGAGUAGAGGGGGGGUCCCAGUUGGACCGGGAAAUGGUCCUGGUCCUGAAAGGAGCCUGACGCAGGAGUUGGCCGAGAUCGUUUCCAGCCCCUUGUUUGGACCAGUGGCGCAUCCUCUGCCCUCCUCUACCCCAACGCCCGCCCCCCGUUUCAGAGCGCCGGCGUCCCGAGCGGACGAACACCACCGAGUUCCUACGGGGACAUCGGACGUGCGCGCUGCCCCGGCGCUCGCCGAGUCACCCGCGCAACCGGGGAGAGUGAAGCACUCGAAGGCCUUAAGAAAAGUCCUCCACUCCAUACAAACAGACAAAAGCCCCCGGGAUCCUGUCGAGCCCUCGGCGGUUCCCUCGGUUCCAACGACUCCUCCCGGUGUCUCCGACGCGCCGGACUCCCCCCGGGGCGCCAGCCCUCCCUCCGUUCCACUGUUCUCCCCCGAGGCAAAGCGCCGGAGGCUGGACCGCAGGGAGGCCGACAAGUUCUCGUCCCCGGAGCUGUACGCGGUGGACGAAGAGGAGGCCGAGGGACGCGUCAAAGAGGAAGAGGAGAGUUUCGGCGACAGCUUUGAAUUGGACACCCAGACAGAGAGACUCAUGGUCCAGCAGCCAUGCCAACGCGAGGGAUCGGGGGAGAACGCGGGGGAGGAAAUGGCGGCCGCAGCUGUUGAGAAGGACACACUCGAGGGAAGUAAUGCACGGCCAAGAUUCAAUAUUUCCAUCACAGACAGCCAGAUGGAGCUCCUCCUUGACACCAGCCCCCCGAUCUCUCCGGGUCCUGGUGGGGAGGACGGAGUUAAAGACGAAGGUGACGACGAGAGCAUCAACAGAAGCAGCAGCUUCCUGUUUGACAGCCUGCACGGCAGCUCCACGCCGUGCCUGAGCCCGCCGCGGGUAUCCGGCCAAUCGGACGACGACGAGGAGGAGGAGGAAGAGCGCGAUGGCCGGGAGUUCCGAGGCACGCCUCCGUCGACCCAGGAGCGGAGGCGCAGCGAGCUUCUCGCCAACCAGGAGGCGGAAAGGCAGGAGGCCGUCCAGUGGGGCGAGUCCUCCUUCAACCUGUCGGAGUGGGGCGACUCGCUGCUGGUCGGCGAGCACUUCCUGGAGAGGCAGAGCUUGCUCAGACGGUCGGAGGGAAGUCACGAAGCUCAGCGACCCAACGGCGAGGACGUUCCGACCACGGGGCGGCUGCCUGAGUCACAGCGCGAAGCCGGCCGGGUACCGACGCGGCCCGCCACGAGGACCACGUCUCCCAGUGAGUACGACGAGGACAAAGCCAGCGAGGAUCAUGGCCUCGCACGAGGAACCAAACAUGGCGGGGGUGAGAAGGGUCGACGUGGGGAGCAAUUAGAGACAAAAGAGGAAAUGAACCCUUUGCUCUCAGUUAAUGCCGUUUUAAAACACGGCCAAACACAGAAUUCCACCGAAAGCUCUUUUCCUUGCAGCCAUGGUUUGCAAGAGAUCUUUGACCGCUGGCCUAGUAUGUCUGACCAGCCCUCGCCAAACGCCCCAACCGGCGAAAACGCUCCCUCCUUGACGCGGGCGCUCGGAGGAGGGGCGAAGUGGGCCGAUUCUCCAGAGGAACAACCCGACCCCAGGAGCGCAGCGGAGAGACCGGGCUCUGCUGGAGAUCUCAUUCCCCCGACGCAGGAAACGCCGCCCGUCACCCCCCGAGUCAAACUGACCACCUCCUCCGUCCGGUCGCCUCUCAUCGCUCAACCAAUCCCCCGGUCGGCCCUGCGGCCGCGGACGCCGGCGCUCGCGAAGCGCCCCGGGUCCCUCGCCGGACACGGCAAUCGUCCUGCAGAAGCCGACUCCACGUCGGAUCCCGACCACCACCGACGCCUCAGCCCCACUCGAGGCCCCCCGGCUCCCGCCUCCUCCUCCUCCUCCUCCCCCCAGCAGAGGCCUCCCUCUGAGGCUGGGGAGGUAUCUCCUCUCCAGCCGUCCCAGGGUGCGUCCCUCUCGUCCAGCUGCUCCGGCUCGUUCUCCAUCGUGGACGUGGCGAGCGACCGGCGCCUCUUUGACGCUUUCAUUAACGAGUGGAAGACGAAGGAGCGCUACUCUCUGGCUUUGGCCUGUGAGAAGCGGGAGCUCAGGCCGACGCCGGAGGAGCAAAUGGGAGGGAAACCCAAGAGAGCGUCAGCAGCUCAGCCAAAGCCCCGCGGUGAGGACGGCUUCCCGGUAAGAGACAGCGACGGACUGGUGUUGAUCGGACUCUCUGUCUGCUGGGGAGCAAGAGACGCGUACUACGUCUCUCUGCAGCAGGAGCAGAGCAAAGGGUUGAGCUCUAGUCUGGCCCCGCCCCCCCUGGACCACAACGUGACAGUAAGCGAGAGGCUGCGUGAGGCCAACGGCUGUCUGACCGCGCCGGCAACCGUGGUUGUCGCCUAUGACAUCAUCGAGGUCUACAAGAGGCUUGUGUUGAGCUGCGGCGUCAGCUUAGAGGGAAGCAGCGAGGACCCCAAGGUCGCCUGCUGGCUGCUGGACCCCGGCAGCGAGGAGAGGACUCUCCCCAACAUGGUGACCGUCCACUGUCCUGAAGAGCUGCCUCUGCUGGACGGCCUCGGAAACGCACACGCGCACUGCCCCCGCGUCAGGGCGGCGACCGAGAGCGUGCUUGUGCUGUCCGUCAUGGACCACCUCGCGGGCCUGCUGGACAAGGACGGCAUGCUAGGUACAUUCAGAAGCGUGGAGAUGCCCUCCCAGGUGUCUCUGGCAGUGUUGGAGUUGAACGGAAUGGGCUUCAGCGUCCAGGAGUCGGAAAGACAAAAGCACGUGAUGCAAGCCAAACUGGCGGCGCUGGAGUCGCGGGCGUACGACCUGGCCGGACACGGCUUCUCCCUCACCAGCGUCGACGACGUGGCACAGGUGCUGUUCUUGGAGCUUCACCUGCCUCCCAACGGGGAUGUGGGCGGCCCGAAGAGCAAGAAGACUCUGGGCUACACCAGGAGAGGAGCGGGGGGCCGGGUCCGACUCUGCAAGCAGUUCACCACCACCAAGGAUGUUCUGGAGAAGCUCCGCCCCCUGCACCCACUGCCCGGUGUCAUUCUGGAGUGGAGGCGGAUCACCAACGCCUUGACCAAAGUGGUGUUCCCCCUGCAGAGGGAGAAGCGGUACCACACCACACUGGCCAUGGACAGAAUCUACCCAAUUGCCCAGACGCACACGGCCACAGGUAGAGUCAGCUUCACUGAGCCCAACGUGCAGAACGUCCCCAAAGACUUUGAGAUCUACAUGCCGACCGUGGUGGGGGAGAGCCCACCGUCGCAAGACAGCUGCCACAUGACCUCCAGAUCCGGAAAGAAGAGACGUUCGGUGGUGCCCCCAGCUGCAGCUGGCCGCGCAAUACAAGGCCCGGCCUUCUCCGUCAGCAUGAGACACGCCUUCGUACCUUUUUCAGGCGGGAUGAUCUUGGCAGCAGACUAUUCUCAGCUGGAGCUGCGAGUGUUGGCUCACCUCUCCAAGGAUCAGCGUCUCCUGCAGGUGCUGAACGGGGGGGCCGACGUGUUCCGCUGCAUCGCCGCCGAGUGGAAAAGCGUCGACCCGGAGUCGGUGAAGGACGACCUCAGGCAACAGGCGAAACAGAUCUGCUACGGCAUCAUCUACGGGAUGGGCGCCAAGUCUUUGGGGGAGCAGAUGGGCGUGAAGGAGGACGACGCGGCCUGCUACAUAGAGAGCUUCAAGGCCCGAUACAAAGGGAUCAACGCUUUUCUCCGAGAAACCGUGAAGAAGUGCGCGAAGAGCGGCUACGUCCAGACCCUGAUGGGCCGCAGGAGGUACCUGCCGGGCAUCGCGGACGCCAACGCGCACGCCAAAGCGCACGCAGAGCGGCAGGCGGUGAACACCACGGUGCAGGGCUCGGCGGCGGACAUCGUUAAACUUGCCACGGUGAACAUCCAGAAGCGACUGCGAAGCGCGUACCCCGCGGCUCCGCUCUCUCACCGGCACGCGCGGCCAGCCGGCGGUCGGCUCGGGACGCGCCAACUCGGAGGCGCCUACUUGGUCCUGCAGCUGCACGACGAGCUCAUCUAUGAAACCACGGAGGAAGACCUCAUCCAGGUCGCUCAGAUAGUGAAGAGGGAGAUGGAGUCGGCAGUAAAGCUGUAUGUGAAGCUGAAGGCCAAAGUCAAGGCGGGACCCAGCUGGGGCAAUUUGGAGGACCUGGAUAUAUGAAUGAUGAUUGUUCAAAAGAGACGGGUCUCCUCCGUGUGCUAUAAGCAGGACUAUUAUAUUGGAGAGAAGGCAGAACUCUCCAGAACUAGGCAACUCUAACCAAAGCAUACUCCAUUGAUACAUAACAUGUCAGAUGGAAAAUGUGGUUGAACUGUCCCUUAAAGAUUCUGUAAUAUUAUUACUGUACCAUACUAAUCUUUAUUUUUAACUGCUACAUUAAUAAUGAAAUCCCACAUGAAUAGGAGCAUAUUUCUCUAUGAACUGUUGAAUGUAUUUAAAAUGUCACAAUGUAUACAUUUCUGUUGACGGCCCAGCUGUUUUUAUUGCUGAUAUCCAAUUACCUUUGAGUAUUGACUUAUGAGAUUUUAUAUACAAUGAUAAUCUAUGUAAUUACUUGUUUUUCUUUGUAAAGUGGUCUGUGUUUAUGCAAAUU